CGGAGGUCGAAGCAUAAUUUUCGUCAGUUACAUUUCAGUGCGCAUACAGUGGCUUGUUUGUGGACAAACUUGGCGGUCGUACUGUUUGUAAACCACUGCUCGAGUUUACAGAGCUUGGGAAGUAAUUUUUAUGAAUGUUCAUUGAUAAUAUAUUUUUGUGAUAUAAGUACAACUUGAAAAGAAUGAAUGACGAUAGAGCAAUGGAAGAAGGAGAGAUUCGUAGAAGCCCUUACUCCGAGGAAGAAGGUGCAGAUACUGCUGAUUCAUUGGACAUAAAACCACCGCAAGCAGUAAUUAGGCAUCGGAAAGUUAUUUCACACCGCCAUGAUAAACAUUCUGAUCGAAGUGCUGAACGCAGAGAUGAAAAAGACAGAAAACGACACCGUGAUUAUAGAGAUGAAAGCAGACAUAAAGAAAAAUACUCGAGUAGCAGCAGACAUCACUCUGGCAGGCACUCUGAUUUUUCAGAAACAAUGGAACAACCAAGUAGAAGAUCUGACUCUUCCAAAAGAGAACGAGAAUCUUAUCGCCAUGAGAGAAAAGAACGCAGUACAGGAGACCGUGUUUUAGAAGACCUCAGAGAAAGUAAUUUUGGUCAUAGCGAUAGUAGCACCAAUCAGAGCAGAGUAACUAGCAGAUUACUUGAUAAACGAGAAAAACGAGAGAGACGAGAUGAAUACAAAAUGGAAGUGUCUUCGUCUUCCCGCAGUCGUGAUGAAUUACGAUUAUCGUCCGGAAGCACCGAUCGUCGAGAAAUAGAAAGACGGGAAUUGAAAAUGAUGGCAGCUAUGGAAGAAGCUGUAGUUAGCACCCGUGACAGGCGUGAAGUUCGAUUAAUUGAAGAACGAAGUAGCCGCCAUGUACGAUUAACCGAACAGGAUAUAGUUUAUCAGCAAGGCCUUGAAAUGAUGGACGAAGCAGAAAGAUCUCCGGUACGAGAGAAAAGACAAAAGAGGUCCCACAAGCACGAGAGAGUUCGAUCUCGAGAUGAAGAAAAGAAGCAUAAACAUGGUAUCAGGGAAAAACACUCCAAAGAACACCGUUAUCAGCAAGUACCCGAAGCCUCUUUGUACGAAGAUCUCGAUCGCAUGGAAGUGAUGAUAAGUGAGCAGCACAUUGCAAUGAAAGAUCCAAAGGACAUGAACGAACAAGAGCUGCGUCGCCACAGACUCAUCGAAGCUGAACGAGAAAUGGCUCGACGAAAAGAAAGUUCUCGGCUAGAACUCGAAGCUCGUCGGAUGAAAAGAGGAGAAAAACGUAAUCAUGACGACGUUUCAUCGUCUGUAGAUCCAUCAGUGGUAGAAUUAUCAGACGAAAGUUUGCACUCCCCUAAUUCAAAUGCGAGCAAUCCAAAAAGUCAUACUUCAGCUGCAUCCGAUCAAGAAAGUGGAAAUAAUUCUGAUGAUGAUUCAUCUGAUUCAAGUUCUAGCUCAAGCAUGGAUGAAGACGAUUCUGAUGCAUCUAAGCGCUCGAAUGAAGACUCAAAUUCAGAUUAUAACAAUCCAAGUCCACUAUCCCAAAUUCAACUUGCCAAAUCUGAUGUUUCAAAUAAUGAAUCACCUUUGGAACAUGCAGAUACAAAUGGUGCAACUAAAGAAUCUAAAAAUGACACAGAAAAAAGCGAAAUGGACUUGAUGCUUGAACUACCGCCUUACUUGCCAGCUAUUCAAGGAUGUCGCAGCGUGGAAGAAUACAAAUGUUUAAAUCGUAUAGCAGAAGGUACUUAUGGAGUUGUCUAUAGAGCUGAGGACAGGCGAACUAAAGAGAUAGUUGCAUUGAAAAGAUUGAAAAUGGAGAAAGAAAAGGAUGGCUUUCCAAUCACAAGUUUACGCGAAAUUAAUACACUCCUCAAAGCUCAACACCCUAAUAUUGUCACUGUUCGAGAAAUUGUUGUUGGCAGCAAUAUGGACAAAAUAUUCAUCGUGAUGGAUUACGUCGAACACGAUUUGAAAUCUCUGAUAGAAACCAUGAAAUCUAAAAAUCAGGUAUUCAUUCCCGGAGAAGUCAAGUGCUUGAUGCAACAGCUUUUGCAAGCUGUUGCACACAUGCACGAUAAUUGGAUUCUUCACAGAGAUCUCAAAACAUCAAACUUACUGUUAAGUCACAGAGGAAUUUUAAAAGUUGGCGAUUUUGGCCUCGCCAGAGAAUACGGAUCUCCUCUUAAACAAUACACUUCUAUUGUUGUGACGUUAUGGUACAGAGCUCCGGAAUUACUACUGGGUAGUAAAACUUACAGUACACCCAUCGACGUUUGGUCGGUCGGGUGUAUUUUUGCCGAAUUGCUCAGAAUGGAAGCUCUCUUCCCAGGAAAAUCAGAGCUCGAUCUUUUGAACAGAGUAUUUAAAGAAUUGGGAACACCGAACGAUCGAAUUUGGCCAGGCUAUAGUAAAUUACCGAUGACGAAAAAAGUUUCUUUUUCUCAAUAUCCAGUUAACAACAUUCGACAAAGAUUCAAUCUUUUAACGGAUCUAGGUAUUGAUUUACUCAAUAAGUUUUUGACAUACGAUCCAGAGCAACGAAUUUCAGCAGAAGAUGCUCUAAAACAUGGUUACUUUGUCGAAUCUCCUGUGGCGAUUGACCCAUCGAUGUUCCCUACUUGGCCUGCCAAAUCAGAAUUUGGGGCGCGAACUGUCAAUCAAUCCCCUAAACCACCAAGUGGUGGAAAAGAAUUUAAGCAAAAGGGAGAUAAGGAAGACGAGGAGGACAAUGUGUCUGGCUUCCACAUGGGUGGGCGUGCGGCCAGUCGACAGGCUGUCGGAGGUGGAUUUCACUUGAAAUUUUGACGAAAUUAAUUAUGAAAUAGUUGAAUUUCUAUCAUAUAAAUUGAAUCUUUUGUAUUAUACACUUUGUUCACUGUAUUAUAUGAAUUUGAAAAUUAUUAGACAUAUAAUAUAUAAGUCAUAACAGAACUCGAUCUGUUGUAGCUUACAUGUCAAGUAAGGUAGCUUGAAUAUUUGUACAUACAUUUUUGUGAAAAUAAAAAUAACGUUUAUAAAAAA
Messenger RNA from Trichogramma pretiosum, 2999 nucleotides. RefSeq names its product cyclin-dependent kinase 11B-like (gene Pitslre). Gene Ontology annotation, cellular component: nucleus. Lineage: Eukaryota; Metazoa; Arthropoda; Insecta; Hymenoptera; Trichogrammatidae. The transcript has 4 exons. Gene Ontology annotation, biological process: protein phosphorylation; regulation of mitotic cell cycle. Gene Ontology annotation, molecular function: ATP binding; cyclin-dependent protein serine/threonine kinase activity. The record is from RefSeq and is a predicted model, not a curated record. Bases 183 to 2783 code for a protein of 866 amino acids.